AUGGCUUCUGGAAACGCUGAUCGUCUUUACCCGCAUCGCCUGCCCUUGAAUCAUAGCCUCUCCGACCUCCUCACCCGCCUCCGCGACCACGGCCCCUACAAAACCUUGCCCUCCCCCCGCCGCAUCCGCGUCAUCUUCAACAAGACCCUCAUCGUCGACACCACCCGCGCCGUCCUCGUCUGGGAGCACGAGUGGUACCCCUGGCACUACAUCCCCGCCGCCGAGAUCCAAAACGCCUCCCUCACAACAAACGAUGCCCUCGCCACGCUCACCGUCGCGGAAAAGCCCGGCGUCGACGCCAAGUCAACGGACGUGAUUCGAUUCGAUGGCGAUGACAGCAGUUGGGGCCCGUUGGCUGGCCUCGUGAAGCUUCAGUUCACAGCAAUGGACUCCUGGCUGGAAGAAGACCUCCCCAUCUUCGGGCACCCAAAAGACCCCUUCAAGCGCAUCGACAUCCUCCCCUCCACGCGCCCCAUCGAGGUCCGCAUCGCCGGCAAGACCGUCGCCAGGUCCUCCUACGCGCAGCACCUCCACGAGACCAGCCUCCGCGUCCGCUACUACCUGCCGCUCGCCUCCGUCGUCGACCCGGCCAUCCUGCGCCCGAGCACCACGACGACGUACUGUCCGUACAAGGGCACGGCCGAGUACUACGACGUCGUGCUGGACGGGCAGGAGUACAAGGAUUAUGUGUGGUGGUAUCGGGCCACGCUGCAUGAGAGCGCGGCGAUUGCGGGGUUGAUUUCGUUUUAUAAUGAAAAGGUGGAAAUCUUUCUGGAUGGGAACAAGGUGGAGUGA
Trichoderma citrinoviride is the source of this 795-nucleotide messenger RNA. Its product is annotated as DUF427-domain-containing protein. The coding region runs from base 1 to 795 and encodes 264 amino acids. NCBI's taxonomy places the organism in Eukaryota, Fungi, Ascomycota, Sordariomycetes, Hypocreales, Hypocreaceae. The transcript is spliced from 3 exons. The record is from RefSeq and is a predicted model, not a curated record.